This is a messenger RNA of Lytechinus variegatus (green sea urchin), 2760 nucleotides long. RefSeq lists its product as uncharacterized. The coding region runs from base 6 to 1184 and encodes 392 amino acids. Lineage: Eukaryota; Metazoa; Echinodermata; Echinoidea; Temnopleuroida; Toxopneustidae. Gene Ontology annotation, molecular function: histone deacetylase activity. The transcript has 7 exons. The record is from RefSeq and is a predicted model, not a curated record.
CUGUUAUGUUGCAGUUGCUAAAUUCACCGGGCAGACUUCUUCUCUCCAAUACAAAGUCCAAUAUAUCACUUCAAAUCAAACUGCUAAUUAUGAAGUUACCUUGCUCACUUACCUUCAGUGUUUUGUAUUCGUGUUUCAGGAAAAGUUCAGGACAGAUAUUGCAUCAAGCAGUGAAAAAGAUCCAUGAUGGACCAAAGUUUACCCCAGCCUCAGUGGUCUUCAGAACAAACGGACAAGACAAGGAGAUUCCUCAUAUUAGCUCUGCUCCUGGAUUACCCAUAGUGCAUCAUGAUGGCUAUGAGUCUUAUCUACCUCCAGGUCAUCGCUUCCAGAUGAGAAAGUUCAACAAAUUAAAAGAUGUUCUUCUUCAUGAUGGGGUUAUAUCAAAGAAACAGAUCAGUAGCCCUGUUCACGUUACCAAAGAUGAGCUGGUUCAUGUUCACACCGAGGAAUAUAUUGACAAAUUCUUUGAAGGCAAGACAAGCGAAAAGGAGCAACGGGUCACUGGUUUUGUAUGGAAUGAGGGGCUUGUGUCGAGAUGUCGAUAUGAAACAGGUGGCACAAUCCUUGGAGCUGAGCUUGCUCGAGGAAGGGGACUGGUGUGUAGUACAGGAGGGGGCACUCACCAUGCCUUCCCUGAUCAUGGAGCAGGGUUCUGUCUUCUUAAUGACAUGGCUGUUGCAUCAAGGCUUCUGGUUCACAGGAAGAUGAUUGAUAGGGUGUUGAUUAUUGACCUGGAUGUGCAUCAGGGAGAUGGCACAGCUCUGAUCUUCCAGGAGGAUCCUAAUGUGUUCACCCUCUCUGUUCACUGUGGAAAGAAUUACCCAGUCAAGAAGCAACAGAGUGACCUUGAUGUCUCUGUAGACCCGGGGACUGGGGAUGAUGAAUACAUGAGGAUCAUCCAAGACCACGUUCCACUAGUCUUGACUAAAUUCCGUCCAGGCUUGGUUUUCUUCGAUGCUGGUGUUGAUCCACAUAAGGAUGAUGCUUUAGGACAUUUAGAGUUGACUGAUCAGGGUCUGUUCAGGCGAGAUCAUUGGGUGAUGAAUGAAGUCAUCAAGAGAGGUAUCCCCUGUGUAGCUGUUAUAGGAGGUGGAUAUGACAAAGAUGUUGAUAGACUGGCUGCAAGGCACUCCAUCCUUCAUAGAGCAGCUAAGAAGGUUUGGCAAGAAAGGAGUCUUUGAUGUAAAUUCUAUAAUGAAUUCAUCAGCAACUGCAAUACAAAUGUAACCUAAGUUACAGAUUUUUCUUCAAGUGCUAUUAAAUUCAGUGUGUGAUAUCUUACAAGAAGUGAUUAGUUUCAUUAUGCAUUAAUCAUGAAUGAAAUCAGUGUUCAUCCUCAGGGUACAUAAAAAGUGACUGACAUAAGCAAUAUAUUUUUUACCUCUAUAAAUAAAGAGUAUUAUUUUCUUACAAUGGGAACAGAUAAAUUUUGCAAUUACCGUAAGACCUAUUACAAUCAAUCAUAUUUUCAUUUCUUAGAUUGACCUGACUGUAAUAGUGUAAUAAAGAACCAUAUCGCUUCAUUACAUUUUUAAUGAUGAAUAUGCCAUCAUACGACUUAAUAUGUGAAAUAGUCAAGGAAAUGCCAUCUAAGAAAGUUGGUCUGUAUUUGAAUUAGAAAAUCCAAUGCCUGGGUCCCUUUUCAUAAAGAGAUACAAGUAUGGAAAUUUUUGGCAAAUUAUGGCAACUACCACGGAAGCGAUGGUAGGUGCCGUAAUGGCACAGUUACAACAGUUGCAGGUCUUUAUGAAAAGGAGCCUUGGUGUCAAAUUAUUCAUGAAGUGCUACACAUCUGUCAUAUUGGCAGAAUUUAGUAUUUUCUAUUUGCACAUUUGCCCACAAAAGGAAAUUUCCCAUUAAAAAAAAAUACACAGCCAAAAGUACUUUAAGAAAUAUAUCAUAUCUUGGAAGUAGGCAUCAUGUUAUACAAAAUUUAUUUGUCCCCAGGUAUUCACUCUUUGUUUAUGAGCUGUGCAGUAAAGGAUGUACAUGGACAAUUAAAUAAUCCUUCAUGAUUAAACUUGUUUUUUCUCAACUUAUCUUGGUUAGGUUAGUUUGAUAAGUAGAAAAAUUGUCUUUCUACUACACGUGAUGUUCCAUCUAUAAUUACUCUGUGAAAAGGAGCACUACCUUAGUUUAUAUUUCACACGAUUCUGUUGGGGUUGUACUGAUGACCUCUUGUGUAUACGUGGGAUCAAAAUGCUUAAACCCAAAGGAAAAGAAGUUAUAGCUCAGUAGAAGUUUGAACAGGGGGGCGUUUCACAAAAAUUUUUAAAUGACUUAGAGUCGCUUGUAAAUGCCUAGUUUUGUGCAUUACAAAAAAGCAUACCGCAUUGGUCAGAUCAUGCUAUUAAGAGGACAUGCAAUACUUUGUUUAUCAAUAAGAUUGCGCAUUACAUAUCAUAUAUGGGUCAACAUUUAAGUGCAACUAUCGAGUGAUACUAAAAUCUUUGUGAAACACCCCCCGAAACUUGCUCAACCCUGACCUCUAUAGUAUAAGCAAUUCUGCCUGUUGACCAUCCAUAAGUCAAAUAUUAUACCCAAGUCAAAGUAAUUUUUAUACCAGAUUAUUAAAAACAUGUUAUAUAUCUCUUCUAAGUCAAAUUUCUCCAAAGUCAAACAGAUUUCUUUGGUCCCAAAAGAUUCAAACUUGUGCCGAGUUACCUGUAUUUAUUUCUAUGCAUGUGUAUGUGGUUAUUUGGUUGUCAUUUUUUGAAAUGCCUAUUAUUGUUUCAUAUAAAAAAUUCUGCAAUGUCA